AAGAAGUCGAUUUUCAGGGAAAAGUCGAACUUUUGUGACGUAAAUUUGGCGUGUUAGGACCUCACCUGUCCUGACCCACCUGGAGAGGUUCCGGAAACUGUUCGGCCCGUGCAGCCGCGUGUCUUCGUCCGUGGACGCGAUGUUGAGCGCCCCCGCGGCAGACCGGAACAAGGAGCCCAUCCUGGAGGUUCUGCGGCACAGCGUGCCCUCCGACCGACCGCUGCACGCGCUGGAAAUCUCCUCCGGUACCGGACAGCACGUGACCCACUUCGCACGAGCUUUGCGGAACAUCAUCUGGCAGCCCACCGAGUACGAGCGCGAGUCCCUGAGCAGCAUCGAAGCGUACAGAGCUCACUACCAGCUGGACAAUGUGAUGCCGGCCGUCUUCCUGGAUGCAUCUCUUCCCCAUCAGAGCUGGGCCGGGAUCCGGCCGGAAAGCCUGGAUCUGAUUCUCAACAUCAACAUGAUGCACAUCUCUCCCCUGGCCUGUACUGAGGGUUUAUUCAGAGGCGCCGGAGCCGUGCUGAAGCUGCAGGGUCUGCUGUUGACGUACGGGCCGUACGCAGUGAACGGGCAGAUCAGCCCCCAAAGCAACAUAGAGUUUGACCGCAGUCUGCGGCAGAGGAAUCCAGAAUGGGGACUCAGGGACAUCUCCCUGCUCCGCUCUUUGGCGCAGAAAAACGGUUUGUUCCUGGAGAAGACGGUGGACAUGCCAGCAAACAACAAAUGUCUACUCUUCAGGAAGGAGAGCGUGGUGUGAGCGUGUUUAGGUCUCUGCUGGAGCUUCCUUCUUCUCCUCUAUCACAUCAGCCUGUGUGGUUCUGCUCUGAUGACCUGCUUUGGACAGAAAGGCUGCAGUUAUUUGGUCUGACUGUGCCAAUGAGAGAACUAAGGUCACAACAACACUGUCUGGUUUAAUGGAUUACAGUAGAUUAUUUGGCAGAAGUGCUUUGCAGAGAGAAUUUAGAAAACAAACGCAUGAAAUCAAGAAAUUUCGUUUAAAAUCUCUUUUGUAAAGCAAGAACUUAAGUGAAGAGCAAAGACUAAAUGUAACAUAAAGCUACUGCUGGGCUGCUUCUUUCCUUUUUACAGUGCAAACACAUUUAGAUCACCAUGUAAAAGUACAUUUAAAGCAGUUUCUAUCACAGGUAUAAAUCGAGCCACGUGACAAAACAAAUGUGGAAAAGUUUGGCGGGGGGGGGUUAUUUUUUUCCAUUAAGUCAAAUGAAAACUACAUGUUCAAGUCACGAGUGGUAAUCUGGGCUCACAAUAACCAUGGUAACCAUGAUCCUGUCCAACAAUAGUUCCCUUUUGAAGACAGCUCAUUCUGUUGAAAAAAAAGGAUAACAUUUCUCUGUUUUAAACAUUUGUUUCCUUUGUUCUUUCAGAGAUUAGAUAUAAAAUCUUUUUUUUUUUUUGUUAAAUGUUCCAUCUUUCUCAGACAUUUACAAGAAUUUAAGACAAAUGGUUAUUAGCCAAUACUUUGGUUUAACUGAAUAAUUUGUUUAAAGUUCCAUAAAAAAAAACUUGAGAAUUCUGAUGGGUAUCUUAAAUCAGGGUAUCUAAUAAAAAGAAAUGCAUAUUAAUUUGUUAGUAAUGAAUUAAAGUUUGACUAAAGUGAUUUAUAAUCUAUAUUUGUUAAUCCUAUAUAACUAUUUGUAUUUGAUAAAUGCAUUUCGGAGACUCCUAUCUCAUUAGCAAGAUCAAAACCUUUCUCAAGAACCCAUCGUCUAACCUUGGCCCUGUACUGCAUCAUGAUUCCACUAGGGGCAGUAGAAGGGCUUCUCUUAAAAAUGACCAUGAAAAUUUCCAUGAAAAAACACUUUUGGCGGGAAAGGUUUUGCUAAUUUUCAAAACCUAAUGGUGAGAAAAACUUUUCUAUUAGAUUUUAAAUGACUCCUUGCUGCAUUGAGAAGUUACAAAGUAUUAAAUUUGAGACGGUGGAUAAAAGAGGGGCUUCUUUAAUCAAGCAGGGUUAAAAACAUUAAAUUACCAUUUAUUAGUCUGUGGCUCAUUAACCUAAAGAUGUUAAAGACCCACUCCAGGGAAAAUUGUGGGAGAAAAAGAGAACUCUUCACCAAAAGUCCCCCCCACAACUUCUGAUAAACUCCUGCCGCUCUGCAGACAUUUCUCCCAAAAAAACACAGGCGUUGGCGUAAUAAUCAAAAGACCGCUGUGAACCCUUUGCAAUCAGAUUCAAAAGAUAAUCUGAGUGGGACUUUAAGCAUUUUUACAUUAUUUUUCUUUACUUUUUAGGCUAAAUAACGUAGUUUUAAAAUUGUAACGGUUCAUCUUCUACCGUUUAUUCUCUUUGGGGGUCACGGGGCUGCUGGAGCCUAUCCUGGCCACUUCUGGGCGAAGGCAGGUGACGCCCUGGACAGGUCGCCAGUCUGUCGCAGGCUAGAGUGUCCGCACGCACACACCCACGCACUCUCACCUAGUUGACCAAUUAACCUAUGAAGCAUGUUUUGGACGUGGGAGGAAGCCGGAGAGAACCCACGCAUGCACGGGGAGAACAUGCAAACUCCACACACAAAGGUCCCCCAUUGGUGUUCUGGUUCAGCUCCCCCAGCCAGGACUUGAACCGGGGCCUUCAUGCUGUGAGGCAAGAGCGCUAACCACUGCUCCACCGUGCAGCCAUUUGUAACUGUUAUUGUUGAAAUUGCGAUGAAUAAAUGUACCAGAUGAUCGACUUUCAAGUGGGUUUUGCUAAACAAAAACAAAUAAAUGUAAUAUUUUA
Molecule: messenger RNA, 2740 nt
Organism: Oryzias latipes (Japanese medaka)
Lineage: Eukaryota; Metazoa; Chordata; Actinopteri; Beloniformes; Adrianichthyidae
Gene: mettl26
Product: methyltransferase like 26
Source: RefSeq, a predicted model, not a curated record